Adineta steineri is the source of this 879-nucleotide messenger RNA. NCBI's taxonomy places the organism in Eukaryota, Metazoa, Rotifera, Eurotatoria, Adinetida, Adinetidae. The record is from the annotation of a GenBank genome assembly.
AUGUCUCUUUUCACAAGUACAAUCAAUGAAGUUUUACCGUUCAUGCCUGUCGAAAUUCAUGGAAAAACGAUUGAAAUUUUUAAUCGUAUUCCCGGUACAUUACUCAAAUAUUUUGAUCCAAAGGCAAUAACAAAAAAAGCAGAAUGUGGUGAGCAUAAUUUCAAUAACGCUAAAACUAUUGGAAAUGAUAAGGCUGAUAUAGAUUCUCGUGAUACACAUAAGGAUACAAGUGAUUUACCAAGCAAAAAAUCCUAUAAUACCGAAGGAACUCAAAGAAGUCUUAGUCUUCGAGCAAAAUCUUCAUCAAAAUAUGGAUCAGAAAAAGAUACAGCAUUCAAUAGUGAUCUAUGGUUUAGUACACAUGGAUUUGAUAAUGGUAAAGAUUAUAGUAAUCUUCGUACACAAUUACGUGAUUCAAUAAAGAAAAUGUUUCGAGAACGAAAUAUAACUGAAAUAAGUCCAAGUAAAAUUGCACGUGAAAUAGCAACAAAAUGUCUUGAACAAUGUCCAAAUUGGGGUAAACAACAUCAAAAUACAUCAGCAAUAGUUCGAUUUAAUUCAACAUAUAUAACUGAUGAUCCAUUAGUAAAAAUGAAUAUUCAUGCAUAUGUUUAUGCUCAUUUAGUUUGUGAACAUGAAUCAUCAUUUAUGUUUAGACAUAGUUAUAAAAAUAGUUUUGAUUUAACAAUUGAAGUCAAUGGUAUUUCAAUAGAUCCAAUAAAAAUCUCACAAUUUAUACGAUUAGUUACAGAAAAUAGUGUUUCAGAUUCUGUUAAAGCAAUUGAAGGAAUUGCACCAUUAACUUGGGAUGAUUUAAAUGGUCCACAUACAACUCGAAAUACUGAAAAAAAACUUGCAUUAACAUGGGAUGAUAUAUAA